AUGGCGGGCCGCCGCUCCAGCGACCUGCGCCACCUCCUGCUGUCCAACCUGUUCUUCAUGCGCCACUGCAAGGGCUACGCGGGCACCUCCUCCGUCCUCGCCGCCGCGCUGCUCCGGCCAGCGCUCGCGCGGGCGGGGUGGGGCGCCGCCGCGCGGCGGGGGCUGGUGGGCGGGCUGGUGGGUACGCACGCGCACGAGAUGGCGAGCGCCGUGCAGCAGCUGAUGGCGGGGUGGGACGAGGCCGCCGGUGCGGCUGCGGGGUUCAAGGGCCCUAUCUGCAUCACCCAGCUCCUGGCGCACCUGCUCUUCCUCGCAACAAACGGCCCAGGCCCGGGUGGCGCCGUCGCCCUGCCCGACACCUUCACCACGCCCGCGUUCCUGGCAGCCUCCUUGGCUGCCGACGUGCCGGCCCAGUUCAUGACCGACGUCGCCGCCCGCCACGGCUGGACAGUGCCGCUUGGGUCAAAGGUGUUUGACCUGUUCCGCAUCUGGCGGGUUGACAGCGGCGAGUGCGCCGGCGUCGCAGCGCGCAUCCUGGACGCCUGGGAGGCGCGGGUGGCCGCGUGCACGGCCGCAGCGGCGGCCACACGCAAAGCAGAGGGCGGGAGCGUAGGACCGCCGCCGCCGCCGCCGCCUCCUUGGCCGCGGCUGCUGCACUCCAACCUGGGCACUGUUGAGGAGGCGCUGGGGCUCAUGGCGCUGCCAGAGCGCCUGCGGCCUCACACACUCGGGUUUGGCGGCCUGGCCGACGGCUUUGGGGCGUUCAGCACGCCAGGGAGGAGCAGCGGGGGCGUCUCCGGGGGCGGGAGCGCCGGCGAGGGCACCGCAGCUGAAGGCGGCGAGGCGAGGCUGCAACUGGCGUCGGUCGUGAUGAAGCUCGUGCAGGCGCGGCCGCCUCUGGCUGGUGGAUGCAGUCAAUGCAUCAGCAGCAGCAACAGCACCGGAGGCGGCGGCAGCAGCAGCAGCAGCAGCAGCAGCAGCAGCAGCAGCAGCAGCAGCAGCAGCAGCAGCAGGGGCCGCAGCAGAGGCAGCAGCCGUGAUAUGCACGGCGUUCAGGCUUGCGCAUGCAAGCUGGGGGAUGGCUCUGGGGGCAGCAAGUUGCAGGUGGACCCAUUCUUGCCAGAGGCGGACCGGCGGCAUGUCGCAGAGGCCACACGCGCCGCCGCGUCGCGCACACGGCUGCUGUCGGCACGGGGCCCGCGGGCGGACGCGGCAAGCGCGAUGCUGGCGGCUGCGUACCACGCCGCUUCGCAGUCGUGCGUGCUCAAGUUGAGUUGA
This is a messenger RNA of Monoraphidium neglectum, 1278 nucleotides long. RefSeq lists its product as hypothetical. The coding region runs from base 1 to 1278 and encodes 425 amino acids. The transcript is spliced from 3 exons. Lineage: Eukaryota; Viridiplantae; Chlorophyta; Chlorophyceae; Sphaeropleales; Selenastraceae. The record is from RefSeq and is a predicted model, not a curated record.